This is a messenger RNA of Sapajus apella (tufted capuchin), 2419 nucleotides long. It is a transcript of the gene NAP1L4, whose product is annotated as nucleosome assembly protein 1 like 4. NCBI's taxonomy places the organism in Eukaryota, Metazoa, Chordata, Mammalia, Primates, Cebidae. Gene Ontology annotation, cellular component: chromatin; nucleus. Gene Ontology annotation, molecular function: chromatin binding; histone binding. The record is from RefSeq and is a predicted model, not a curated record. The transcript is spliced from 16 exons. Gene Ontology annotation, biological process: nucleosome assembly. The coding region runs from base 151 to 1278 and encodes 375 amino acids.
CGCAGCCCGUCUUGCUCGCGGAGAGAGGAGCCAGGAGGCUCGGCCAAUGGGAGGCGGCGUUGUUGGCGGCCACGGCGGCGCAGCCCCAAAGUGAGCGAAGCCACGGUCGCCGCCACUGCCGCAGGAGGCGCGAGGGAUAAAAACAUUCAGAUGGCAGAUAACAGUUUUUCAGAUGGCGUUCCUUCAGAUUCCGUGGAAGCUGCUAAAAACGCAAGUAAUACAGAGAAGCUCACAGAUCAGGUGAUGCAGAAUCCUCGAGUUUUGGCAGCUUUACAGGAGCGAUUUGACAAUGUCCCUCACACCCCUUCCAGCUACAUUGAAACUUUACCUAAAGCAGUAAAAAGAAGAAUUAAUGCAUUGAAACAACUUCAGGUGAGAUGUGCUCAUAUAGAAGCCAAGUUCUAUGAAGAAGUUCAUGACUUGGAAAGAAAGUAUGCAGCAUUAUACCAGCCUCUCUUUGACAAGAGAAGAGAAUUUAUCACCGGUGAUGUUGAACCGACAGAUGCGGAAUCGGAAUGGCACAGUGAAAAUGAAGAGGAGGAGAAAUUGGCUGGAGACGUGAAAAAUAAAGUAGUCAUAACAGAAAAAGAAGCAGCAACAGCUGAAGAGCCAAAUCCCAAAGGAAUUCCAGAGUUCUGGUUUACCAUCUUUAGAAAUGUAGAUAUGCUAAGUGAAUUAGUCCAGGAAUAUGAUGAACCAAUCUUGAAACACCUUCAGGAUAUUAAAGUGAAGUUUUCUGACCCUGGACAGCCUAUGUCUUUUGUGUUAGAGUUCCACUUUGAACCCAACGACUACUUCACCAACUCAGUCCUGACGAAAACCUACAAGAUGAAAUCAGAACCAGAUAAGGCUGACCCCUUUUCCUUUGAAGGUCCGGAGAUCGUGGACUGUGAUGGGUGUACUAUUGACUGGAAGAAAGGAAAGAAUGUUACUGUCAAAACCAUCAAGAAAAAGCAGAAGCAUAAGGGCCGAGGCACUGUUAGAACAAUUACGAAACAAGUACCCAACGAGUCAUUUUUCAACUUCUUCAGUCCACUGAAAGCAUCUGGGGAUGGAGAAUCACUGGAUGAAGAUUCUGAAUUCACAUUGGCCUCUGAUUUUGAAAUUGGACACUUUUUCCGUGAGCGGAUAGUCCCACGGGCCGUGCUGUACUUCACUGGGGAGGCCAUAGAGGAUGACGACAAUUUUGAAGAAGGUGAAGAAGGAGAAGAGGAGGAGUUAGAAGGUGACGAGGAGGGAGAAGAUGAGGAUGAUGUGGAAAUUAACCCCAAGGUGUAAUUUUUGUCUGUUAAUCAUUCAUACGUUUCUAGAAGGAACCCAGCCAGCCGGCGGAGUGCAAGCAGCAGUAGGAAGCGGAGGCGGGCGCCUGGCAGACUGUGGGGACGCCAGGCCUGUGGGCGGGGCCUCGGUCCUCGCCGCUGCACCAGCCCGUCGGCAGCGCUUGCUCCAUCUAACUCGUUUUCAAGUGCAUGAUUUUCACUUUCACUUUUCCUUUUUCCUUAUUAUUUUGCUUAACUUGUACAGUGGCAACUGAAAUGCAUUUCAGAAAUAGGAGGUUUCAUCCGGCACCCUCAGCAGCCUUGGUGCCUGUAGCCCUGGACUUGCCUGGGCCUUUCCCUCUGGGGGGCUCCAUAGACCACAUGGGGUGGGGUGGGGGUCACUUGGCAAAAAGGGCCGAGUCUGGUGAUGCGAUUCCAGGGAUCUAGAACCUCUCCUACCACUCCUGCAGUUGGACUGAAUUCUUCCCUUUUAUUUGAAGAAACCCACUGGCUGUUUGCAGCCGCUUAGUCUGCCGCGUGUAUGCUAAUCAUCUCCGAAGGGCUGUGUAGAGUAGGGCGUGUUCUGCUUAGGUCAUUGCUUCUUGACUUUCUUUUUUUAGGGGUGGGUCAGGGUUGUGGCACACCAGCUCGGGCAAGAGCUGCCGCGAGUCACCUCAUAUUUAUUGAACCCUUCUUACCUGUGAGGACUGUGGCCUUUUGCUGUCACUCGUCCUUACCAUUUCUGAACCACCUUGGUGACCUGGGCAGGAAGAUGUACCGUGCCACUUCCUAGCAGGAGUGAGGCCUGUGCGGAAGAAACGUUGCUCCCUGCCACCAGGACUGAAGACUCGAGCGUGUCCUUGUGACGCAGGCACCGCCCUGCUGCCGGAGCCAGCAUCGGGUGGUCGUCUCCAGCUGGGGGCUGGGCUGGGAAGCCCUGUGUUUCAGUUGAGCAUAUGAGCGUCAAGUCCUGCUUUCUCAAGAGCCCCAUUGCUGGGCCCCACCAUUCAUCCUGUUUGAGGGUCCUGGCUUCGGUGUGACCUGUUGGUGGCUGGCGGGUGGGGUUUCCAGUGGGUGAUGGCACUCCGGCAGCCGGGGAUGGCCGUGUCCGCACAGCCUAACCUUAGAACACAUUUGUAACUCGAUGCAGUGUUUUCAAU